Staurois parvus is the source of this 339-nucleotide messenger RNA. The record is from the annotation of a GenBank genome assembly. NCBI's taxonomy places the organism in Eukaryota, Metazoa, Chordata, Amphibia, Anura, Ranidae.
GGCACUGGUGGGUGGCACUGCUGGGCACAGGUGGGUGGCACUGGUGGGCACAGGUGGGUGGCACUUCUGGGCACAGGUAGGUGGCACUGCAGAGUGGCACAGGUGGGUGCACUGCUGGGCACAGGUGGGGGCACUGCUGGGAACGGGUGGGCGGGGCUAGUGGGCGCACUGCUGGGCGGAACUUGCGGGUGUCACUGCUGGGCACCGAUCAUCAGGGCACUGAUCAUCAGUGCCCUGAUGGUCGGUGCCGAUCCCCGCUCUGACAACUGCCGGUUCUCGGCAGUACUUUCCUCACGAUCUGACAGCGUGAGGAAAGUGCAGCCGAGAACCGGCACUUGC